CGGCCCUGGCCCGCGUGUGCGGCCCUCUCUCGCGCUCCAGCACCGCUCUGGCUGUGCCCCGGCCCCCGCCACACGCGCAGCCAUGGUGGGCCGGCUGAGCCUGCAGGAUGUCCCCGAGCUCGUGGACACGAAGAAGAAGGGCGACGGCGUCCUGGACAGCCCGGACUCGGGGCUGCCCCCAAGCCCUAGCCCCAGCCACUGGGGGCUCGCGGCGGCGGCGGGCGGCGGUGGGGAGCGCGCCCCGGUCCCUGGGGCGCUGGAGCCCGACGCGGCGGCGACCCCAGCGAUCCCGAACCCAGCAUCUCUGACCCACUCGCUGGCUGCCAGCUGCUCACCACGGCUCUGUCCCCUGUCCUUUGGCGAAGGAGUCGAGUUUGACCCCUUACCACCCAAGGAAAUAAAGUACACCUCCUCAGUCAAGUACGACUCCGAGCGGCAUUUCAUCGAUGACGUGCAGAUGCCCCUGGGGCUGGAGGUGGCUUCCUGCAGCCAGACAGUCACCUGUAUCCCCAAUUGCACUUGGCGAAACUAUAAGGCUGAGGUGCGCUUCGAGCCCCGCCACAAGGCCGCGCGCUUCCUCAGUACCACCAUCAUCUACCCCAAGUACCCCAAGACCGUCUACACCACCACUCUGGAUUACAACUGCCACAAGAAGCUGAGGAGGUUUCUGUCCAGUGUGGAGCUCGAGGCCACGGAGUUCCUGGGUAGUGACGGUCUCUCAGAUGAAUGCUGAUUCAAGCUAGCUACCUGAGGUUGGGCCAGCCCUGGUCCCCAGACCACUCUGGACAAGUUGGGUAACAUUGCUCUUACAUAUCAUCCCAGCCCAGAGGAGUCUGACCUAGAGAUACCUCUAAGCCUAGCCAGGGAAAGAAGAAA
This is a messenger RNA of Peromyscus eremicus (cactus mouse), 876 nucleotides long. It is a transcript of the gene Rflnb, whose product is annotated as refilin B. NCBI's taxonomy places the organism in Eukaryota, Metazoa, Chordata, Mammalia, Rodentia, Cricetidae. Gene Ontology annotation, cellular component: actin filament bundle. The coding region runs from base 83 to 733 and encodes 216 amino acids. Gene Ontology annotation, molecular function: filamin binding. The record is from RefSeq and is a predicted model, not a curated record. Gene Ontology annotation, biological process: negative regulation of chondrocyte development; skeletal system morphogenesis; negative regulation of bone mineralization involved in bone maturation. The transcript is spliced from 3 exons.